AUGUCUGUACCCCUCAGGUGUGCGCGUGGAACGUGGGAGCCUUGGAUGACGCGGCAUUGGGAUUUGUUGCCCGCUACAGCCCGCACGUUUUGUGUGUGCAGGAGGUGUGGCGGCCACUUCCGGCUAUUAGUACAUCCCUUCACGGCGCGGCAUUUGAUUUAUUUGGCACACCGCAUUCCACAGGCAAGGGAUAUGGUCGUGGAUUGGCCACGCUGGUACGAGGAAGCCUCCACGAGGAAUUCCUUCUUUUCCCAAUUUCUUCCGGUCGUGCGUAAUUCAUGCACCACAGCAGAUACAGAGGGAUGUGGCGUUAGCAUGGGGAGUACGAUAUUUACCGGGACUUUUUCCACGGCAGCGUGCGCCCAUGUACCUACUCGUCGAACCGUGGAGGCACGCGAACACAUGUCGACGGUUCUGGAUCACCUGGUGACUCACAUCGUGGACGUACCCUUUUUUCUUGCCCGCAGCACUGAGGAGCGCGCACACGGAUGCAGCUUGUCCUUGGCCACUGCGAGGUGUCCCGGAGCGAAGCUUGUGAUACGAAAUCCGAGAAGGCGUCUGAUCUCUCGCAGCUCACAGACACAUGGACCACCGGCAUCGUCGCAUUGGCCGAACGUAUUAUUCGUGCCCGACAGCUCAAGCCAGAGGCUCGCCGCUCCGCCGUAA
Messenger RNA from Trypanosoma cruzi, 666 nucleotides. RefSeq lists its product as uncharacterized. The record is from RefSeq and is a predicted model, not a curated record. Lineage: Eukaryota; Euglenozoa; Kinetoplastea; Trypanosomatida; Trypanosomatidae. The transcript has a single exon. The coding region runs from base 1 to 666 and encodes 221 amino acids.